Messenger RNA from Tripterygium wilfordii, 2579 nucleotides. Its product is annotated as FCS-Like Zinc finger 8-like. The transcript is spliced from 3 exons. The coding region runs from base 1100 to 1999 and encodes 299 amino acids. The record is from RefSeq and is a predicted model, not a curated record. NCBI's taxonomy places the organism in Eukaryota, Viridiplantae, Streptophyta, Magnoliopsida, Celastrales, Celastraceae.
CAAGCAAGAGCUGUUAAUUAGGCAAGUGAAGAAAGCUGAGCCAGGUACAGGUGGUGGUGGCCUGGUGGGGUCUCGUCAGCCUUCAAGUUUGUGCUUUUAUAAUCGCAUCUGAGUGGAAGCAGAGAAACGCUCAGGCUCCCAUCAAAAUCUCUACAGAGAAGUCAUAAAACCAUCUGCAGAGAAGAGUUGGAGAGAGAGAGAGAGAGAGAGAGAGAGAGAGAGAGAGAUUGAUGAAGUGUUUAGAAUAGAAGAUGGCAGUUCUUGGCAAAAAAACGACGUGAAUAAACUGCCAAUUCUGGCCACCGAAUAGUCGUUUUUGUCAACAAACCCACUGAUUCUCAUGCACACAGCUGCACACUCACCCACCCAACAACCCCCCUCAAUCUCACGUCCUCUCCCUUACUUUCUGUGUGAAAACCAUCACAGUGGGUUUUAGCUUUUAAUUUAAUUUAAAAAGCUCAGCAGAGCAAAAAAUAAGCUAAAACCCACUACAUAUAUAGUAGAGGGUAGAGAAGAAAAACUGUUGAUUGAUUCAUUCACGAUUUGUUUGUUUCAUCUUGGUCUUUAAAUUUCUUCGGGAGUAGGUUUGCUUUGUUUCUUUUAAUUGGGUUUGUGUUAAAGCCUUUUGUCUGCUUGUAAGGCUUGAAUCACAAAAAAAAAUAAUAAUGAUAGAGGCCUGUGUCUGCUUGUUUUGUUUGAAAAAACCAGUAAAAGACGGAGAAAAGUAAAGGCCUUUUUUUUCCUUCCCUUUUGUUACUUGUGCCUAGUGCAUGCACGUCUCUGGUCAUUUUAUAGUGACUGUUAAGAGUCCUCUUUGGAUGUCUGUUUUGAGCAUAGAGUGAUUCUUUCUGAGAGUUUGAGCGAGAAAAUUAUUGGGGAAAAAGUUAUUCCUUUUCUUGGUUUUGGCUUCGUGCUUGGAAAUGGAGGUAGUAGAGUUGUAGUUGAGAGUGAUUCCAUGAAUAAUUCUUGGCUUCCUUAUUUGUUAAAGAAUGAUGGGUUUUGAGUAUAUUGGCUGUACUAUCAGUACAAUCCGUGGCAAUUUUUUUUUUUUUGCAGUAAGUAGAGAUUCAGAGCAGUAUCGACGAAAAACCAGACAUUAAUGGCAGACCAAGGUUCAAUUCCUUCUCCUACAGGAAAAAACAGAAAACCCACUUCAUUUCCUAAGCUAUUCACUGCUUUAGCCUUCAAGAACCUCUGUGAAACUGAUGCUGUCAUGAGCCCAACUUCCAUUCUUGAUACCAAAUCCUUCUCUGGAUUGAAAAACCAUCCAUGGCGGCCUGAACAAGUCAGUACACCUAAAACACCCGAGCCACGACACAAGCUUGACCCAAAAGGGGUUGGACUUGCCAUAGUAGAAGCUCUCAAGGAUGAAGACCCUAGUGACCCAAAAUUGUCAAAAUCCGAAUCAAGAAUGGUUCUUUUCGGAUCACUGUUGAAGAUCCAAAUACCUCCUCUGUUUCCCUCUGUUUCUUCAUUGACAGAAUCUCCAAAAUCCCCUACCGACUUCGGUAUAAAAACAAAGAAUUCCCAAAUGGGUUCCUUCUCCUCCGGGUUAUCUCAAUCUCCACAAAAGAAAAUCCAAUUCGGGUCGGAGGGUUCUGGUAUGAACACUCCCGUUUCUUCCCGGGUCUUCACUGGGUCUCUUUGUGCAAGCGAGAUGGAGCUCUCUGAGGACUACACUUGCGUGAUAGCGCACGGGCCUGUCCCAAGAACCACCCAUAUUUUCGACGAUUGCGUAGUUGAGAGCUCUUAUGGUGUCGUUGGCUUCCCUGCUUCCAGGAAAGAAAAUGGGUUUUUGGGUGAUCCAUCAAGUUAUCCAUUUCAGAAUUUCUUGAGCUCCUGCUAUGCUUGCAAGAAGAAUCUUGGCCUGGGAAAAGACAUUUACAUGUACAGAGGUGAGAAAGCCUUCUGCAGCCUCGAAUGCCGGUACCAGGAGAUGAUGUUAGAGGAGGGACUUGAUAAAUUAGCAGAUGAUGAUGGCUAUGAGACUUGUUCAUGAUAGCUUUCUUCUUGUUAAUUAAGUAUUCGCUUCCUUUUCUUUCUUUUUUUUUUACUGAUCACAAGCUCUUACAAAUCAAAAAACAUUGCAUGAGUAUCAUGAGAAGCCUUUUGUGAUAGUCUGGUUGUUUAUCGCUCUCUACUUAAAGAGUCUACACUCUACGGUGUCCGACAUCUAGAGUUUGAACCAAUAUAUAUUUCUUUGUGAAACCCUCGUUGUUUUCUCUCAACAACUCACUUCGGCCAUCUACCCGCAUGCAUUUCGACCGAGUAAUAUAUAUUGUCAAGCGUGGUGCAGAAUGUUCUGGUGGGAGAAGGUUUAUACCUUGUAGAGAUGUUUUCUCCUUGCUCCUUUGGCUGGAAUGUUUGUAGAGUAGUUCUUCAAUAAAUGAAUUAUUAGGUGAUUACUAAUGUAUUAUGUGUCUUCAUUUUCUGGCACCAAUCAAAGGGUUGGUGUGUAAUGAUGUUGAUGUAAGACAUUGUUUUAAUUAUUGCUUUAUCUUUAGCAUUUAAUAUAUACUAGUAAUCCACUCAUGAUUAAGCACACAAAUGACAGAACCAAUGACAUCAAUUGAAAAUGA